UGCGCAAUCUGCGCAUGCGCGGAGUCAGAGCGCAGGCGCAGUGCGCAGCUCGAUCCGGGCCUGCAGUAGUGGAGCGAUCAGCUCGUCAUGGCGCGGUUCCGUGUGCUCUCGCUUUCGCUCUCACUCCUGUUUGUGGUUCAGUCGGUCGUGUCGAUCUCAUUCUACCUACCGGUUCGCAGCAGAAAGUGUCUACGGGAGGAGAUCCAUAAAGACGUGCUCGUUACCGGAGAAUACGACAUCAGCGAGCAGCCAAACACGAAAACCAACCUGAAGAUCACAGACUCCUCUGGACACAUCCUUUAUGUGAAAGAAGAUGCAACCAAAGGCAAGUUUGCCUUCACCACUGAGGACUAUGACAUGUUUGAGGUGUGCUUCGAGAGCAAGUCACCUAUGGGAACUGGAAGAGUUCCUGACCAACAGAUCAACUUGGACAUGAAGCACGGUGUUGAGGCCAAAAAUUAUGAAGAGAUUGCCAAGGUUGAAAAACUGAAGCCCCUGGAAGUAGAACUCCGUCGGCUGGAAGAUCUUUCAGAAUCUGUUGUCAAUGACUUUGCCUACAUGAAGAAGAGAGAGGAGGAGAUGAGAGAUACUAAUGAGUCCACCAACACACGCGUGCUGUACUUCAGCAUCUUCUCCAUGUGCUGUCUGAUCGGUCUGGCCACGUGGCAGGUCUUCUACCUGCGCCGCUUCUUCAAGGCCAAGAAGCUCAUUGAGUAAAAUCUGCUUGUAAAUUCAGGGACCCAGAACUUCUUCCUGACAUCAGAACCUCCGGCCCCUGACAUUUUGCUUUGCCUCGGCGAUUUAUUCCAGUCGCCGCGGGUGACCUGAAGUUUAUCGGGAGUGGACGUGCAUCAGGGAAUUCUCUGGGAAGCGAUUGAUGCUUGGCGGCCAAAUUGUCUUUCAUUGCGUGUACAUUUUUGAUACAAGCUUGUUCAGUAUCAUUUUUUGAAACCCCCCCCAUUGUUUCACAUGAACAGAUUGUAGACUGAUGUGUUUAGCUGUCUAUAUUAUUUCUGUAAAGACUUAUGUUUGGUAAUACAAAGCCAUUUUAUCAAAACGAAGUCCCACUCACUGCAAGUGAAGAGAGAGCGAUCGCACAUCAGAGCUUCAAGCUGUCAUAUAUCAUUCUGACUUUGAGAAAUGUACUAAUUUUUAAGCAGUUUUAUUUUGUGGGGCAGCAUCUCUUUUUAGUUUGCUUAUUAUGGGAAAGUGUGAGUUCAUCUAUGAUUGGUUGUUGAUUGUUAGUUUCUCCACAGACUGAAUAAAUGUUCAAUCCAACAGAACUCCUGCAGUGGGCCUGAGGUUAAAGAUGCAUUAAUGCCAUCGCUUGAUUCGUUACAGGAUCUUCCUGUGUUUGACAGAUCAUACUAGACUUUGAUUUUUCAUUUUCUCUUCUUUUCAAAUGCUUUUAUUGGAAUAGUGGUUACACAUGUCCUGGGUAGAAGGUUUGGAUCAGAUUUAUUGUUAUUAUUUGCUGCCAGUGGUUUAAUUUUUUUUGCUCCAGUGUUCAUUCAUUUUCAAAGGCGAUGUUUUUGAUUCUAAUUAAUUUUGGUGAAAUCGGAAAUAUAAUUGGCUCGUCAUUCAAUAAAAAUUGUUAGUAAAGUA
This is a messenger RNA of Cyprinus carpio (common carp), 1605 nucleotides long. It is a transcript of the gene tmed10, whose product is annotated as transmembrane p24 trafficking protein 10. Gene Ontology annotation, biological process: intracellular protein transport; Golgi organization; endoplasmic reticulum to Golgi vesicle-mediated transport. Gene Ontology annotation, cellular component: endoplasmic reticulum-Golgi intermediate compartment; endoplasmic reticulum; COPII-coated ER to Golgi transport vesicle. The record is from RefSeq and is a predicted model, not a curated record. Lineage: Eukaryota; Metazoa; Chordata; Actinopteri; Cypriniformes; Cyprinidae.